Branchiostoma floridae (Florida lancelet) is the source of this 1388-nucleotide messenger RNA. RefSeq names its product millepora cytotoxin-1-like. Gene Ontology annotation, biological process: collagen fibril organization. The record is from RefSeq and is a predicted model, not a curated record. Bases 126 to 713 code for a protein of 195 amino acids. The transcript has 3 exons. NCBI's taxonomy places the organism in Eukaryota, Metazoa, Chordata, Leptocardii, Amphioxiformes, Branchiostomatidae. Gene Ontology annotation, cellular component: extracellular matrix. Gene Ontology annotation, molecular function: extracellular matrix structural constituent.
UAAUCCACGCCCCACCGCUUGUUUAACCUCGCCAAGCGUUCUUAGAAAACCGAAAGAAAUACAAUAGGAGGCAUGUAUAAAAGGGCGUUAAUCAACUUCAGACUAACACCGCAGCUGAGCACACCAUGACUUCCACACUGUUCCGCGCGCUCCUCGCCGUACUCGUGGUCGGACUGUUGGUCGGCCAAAGUGACGCCUGGCGCCGCCGCCGCCGCCGUCGCCGCUGCCCGAACCCCACCGACGCACUCUCGGGUGCGCAGACCGCGUGGGACGCCACAUUCAUGUUCGAGUGUCCGGGGGCUCAGGUCAUUAGGCGCAUCAGGAGCGCCCAUUGUAACACGGUAGAAGAUCGGGUCUGGCGGUUCGAGUGUGGCACUGUGCCCGGCGUCUCGCGCUUUGACGAGGCCUUCUGGUCGGCCUGGCUCAACGAGUACAACGGCGUCAUGAACUUCCAGUGUCCGUUCAACGCCAUCGUCACCGGCUUCAGGAGCGAGCACAGGGGCAAUGACCGUAAAUGGAAGCUGAAGUGCUCCAAGGUGAACGGCAUGACGACAUUCAACCACGCCCAGUCCAACUAUGCAAAUGAGUUUGACCUUCCCGGUGACUACACCGUACCCAGCGGCUACUACCUCAGGGGCAUGCACAGUUUCCAUGACGGCAGGCGCGGGGACCGGCGUUACCAGUACCAGAUCUGCUUGAUCGACCUGCCCUAAAUCCAGACGCCAGCUGCUGUAAAACGUAGCGAAAACGCUGCAUUGCAUGACCAACCUGUAUUUUUGUAUCACAAUUUCUAAGAAUUUGUUCGUAUUUUAUGUUUGUGCGGCGCUAACAACAAAUGGCAUUUUGUUUUGCCUUUCAUGGUCCAUGUACGGAAUAUUUGUAUAAUUGCGCAGGGCUCGUGGAAGUUCCUCCCUAAAACUGAGGUGUGUAGACUAGCAGUAGUAUUUCUGGCAAUGAGCAAAGCAAUCCUUACUAGUAUGCUAGUAGUGUAAGUCAUCAACUUUUCCGUGACUGUGCCAUCUCUCUCUAGUGUAAGCUUCCAAUGAUGUUAAAUGCCAUGACGUGAAGUUAAUCUGAUUAACGAUUGCAAUAUAUAGUCUUCCCAUAAAGUGCACGCAUGAUAUAUUGCAGGCAUAUUGUUAUUUUGUGUAGAAAGUGUUGUUUUUAAUUUGUUUUGACUGUUUAUCGAUAUCGUUGUUCAGGACUUAAAGCCAGUAAAUUAUACACUUCAGUGACACGUUUAUAAUUAGAUCUAAGUUGUUAUUAGUUGCCCCAGAGUGCGCCGUCCAGAGUUGCUAGCAGACACUUGUGAAACUGUACCUUUUAGUGCAACCACCUGAUUAAUGUUACUGUGAAUGCUUUAUCAGUUUUGAAUAAAUUUUUUCUUU